Volvox carteri f. nagariensis is the source of this 1488-nucleotide messenger RNA. Its product is annotated as pyruvate dehydrogenase kinase. Gene Ontology annotation, biological process: regulation of glucose metabolic process; protein phosphorylation. Gene Ontology annotation, molecular function: pyruvate dehydrogenase (acetyl-transferring) kinase activity. Gene Ontology annotation, cellular component: mitochondrion. The transcript is spliced from 11 exons. The coding region runs from base 1 to 1488 and encodes 495 amino acids. NCBI's taxonomy places the organism in Eukaryota, Viridiplantae, Chlorophyta, Chlorophyceae, Chlamydomonadales, Volvocaceae. The record is from RefSeq and is a predicted model, not a curated record.
AUGGGAAGCUUGGCAGCGGCAUCCUUGAGUUGGCGCGUCCAGGUGGCUGCCCUCAUUCGAGGGUUACACACAACUGCCUUUGCGUCGUCUCAGCCGUUGUCUGAGCUAAAUUUCAGCACAAUCCGUGCAGAAAGUUUCUAUGACUCAACGGUUGAGAAGUAUGCAUCACAAGAUGUCGAAGUUCUGUCUCUUCGCCAAAUGCUCAGUUUUGGACGGAACGCAUGGGAUGACCCGGGCAAAAUCCUUAAAAGCGCGAGAUACGUGCAACGUGAGCUUCCCAGGCGCCUCGCCCGCCGUCUGAUGGACCUGCAGCUGCUCCCAUACAUCGUGGUCGCCAACCCCCACAUUAAAAAGGUGUACAACCAGUACCACGUAUCAUUCGAGACGUUGCGGCGGGUGCCCAUGGUUCGCACGUCGGAGGACAACCAGGAGUUCAGCCAGCUGCUUAGGCAACACCUGGACCAGCACGCCCCCAUGCUGGACUCGCUUGCCACGGGCCUUCGGGAGUGCAAGGACAAGGUGCUGGUGGGGCCCUGCUUGCAAAUGGACGCCUUCUUCGACUCCAUGCUGCGGUCGCGAAUCAGCCGGCGAGUCAUCGCGGAACAGCACCUGCACAUUGGGAACAAGAGGCCAGGGUACAUUGGCGUUAUCUGCACAGAUCUGGACGUGCAGGAAUCAAUAUCCUUUGCCGUACAGAAAACCAAGCAGGUCUGCAUGGAGACGUACGGCAUGGCGCCUGACGUGGUGGUUAGCGGGGAGUCCAAGGUUUCUAUUCCGUACAUUCCGGCGCACUUGGACUACAUGCUGUACGAGCUGUUGAAGAACGCGAUGCGAGCCGUGGUCGAGUCCCGCAGCUCACCGCCGCAUAACCCCCGCCGCCAUAGCAGCUCCACCGCCCCCACCACCGCCACCGCCACCACUGCUCCCAGCAGCAGUAGCAGCAGUAGCUACUGGUUCCCCCGAUUGCCACCGGUACACAUCCGCGUAUGCGACGGAGCUGCCGGGGCUCUGACCAUCAAGAUAUCGGACCAGGGAGGGGGCAUUCCGGACGACCUGAUUGACAAGGUGUGGUCGUACGGCUUCACCACCCUAGGCCGCAAGCGCCGCCAUGCAGCUCCCCCCAGUGGCGGCAGUAGCAGCAACGGAGGUGGCGGCAGUAGCAGCUCAGCAGCCGCUGACGAUGGGGAGCAUGUGGUUGAGGGUUUGGGCAGUGUGGGGCCAGCCCGCAUCGUGUCGGGUGGGGGCCUGCCGGCGGGCCUUAUGUCGGGUCAGGGCAGUCGCUACCAGAUGGCGGGGCUGGGAUUUGGACUGCCCCUCUCCCGGCUGUAUGCGCGAUAUUUUGGCGGCGACUUGAAGCUGCAGUCCAUUCCCGGGUACGGCACUGACGCCUACUUGACCCUGAAGCACCUGCAGGAGCUUGACGACGGGGAGUGGGUGGAGAAGGUGGACGACCCGAGCAUGUUGCCCAUACAAGUAGUGCCGUACUAG